This is a messenger RNA of Linum trigynum, 2994 nucleotides long. The record is from the annotation of a GenBank genome assembly. Lineage: Eukaryota; Viridiplantae; Streptophyta; Magnoliopsida; Malpighiales; Linaceae.
GACACAUAAACGCUCUUUCCUGAAGCGUUUUGUGGUAGGGUUAGCCUAUAACCGCUCCUUCCAAGAGCGUUUUGUUCUGGAAAUUAAAAACGCUCUACCGUGGCGCGGUUAUUAUCUAAAACGCUUCCUGGAAGCGCGGUUUUAGUAAAAACCGCUACAUAAAGGCGCGGUUUUAAAUAAAGGAUGGUAUUUUUGGAAAUUAUUUGGAGUGGGUGGUAUUUUUGUAAUUUUUUUUUAAACGGUGGUAGUUUUGGAUUUUUUCCACAAACUUACUCGUACGAGUACCAUUACUAGUAAUUACUGCCUACUGGUUCAUGUGCCACUGCUAGUGACUGGUACAUGUACCAGUAACUAGUAAUGAUACAAGUACCACUACUAGUUAUUGGUAAAAGUACCACUACUAUUUACGAGUUCAUAUACCAGUAACUAGUAAAGAUACAAGGACCGCUACUAGUUACUGGUAUAAGUACCGCUACUAGUUACUUGUCCAUGUACCACUACUAGUUUCUUGCACAUGUGCCACCAUUAGUUACUUGUAUAUGUACGACUAAUAAUUACUGGUACAUAUACCAUUUUUAGUAGUUGUACAAGCACGACUGCUAGUCACAUAAUACAUAUGGGUAAAACUAGUGUUGGAUAUAAUGAGAAAAUGCCAAUGGAACACAACCAAAUGUACUACUGCAAACUGCCAUUACUUUGUCCAAUAUAAUUGGUUUACAUUAAAAAAGCAAUAGACAGUUAUCAUACGCCUCAAGCUUUGUUCAUACUCCAAAACGUACAUAACCAAUUAUCAUACUCCUUAAGCUUCUUUAGUAUAGCCUUCCUCUCUUUCGAAAUGCUAGAUUCCAGAAUUUCAAUGUUUGAAUUCCGGCUGCACUUCUCCCGAAUUGGCUUGAACUUGCAUCUACUUUUUGCUGUUGCUUCUUCUUCUUCUUCUUCUUCUUCUUCUUCUUCUUCUUCUUCUUCUUCUUCUUCUUCUCAUAGGGACUCUCCGUUAUCACCUCAUGUGGCUGUCUUUAAUAGGGCCUGGACUAGAAUAUGAUGACUCUCCUUCACAGAUGAUAACCUGCCGAGAUUCAUAGCUAGUAGGUUUUUUUGUUGCAAGUUGUUUUUUUGGUUGUCGCUGUGUAGUUCUCGCCAUUCCUUAUACAAAAAAAAAACUACAUUGUUAUACAAAUUUAAUUAAAACUUACUAUGAUACCACUAUAAACCAUUCAACGGUGCCACAAAAAGUACCACUAAGGACUAAUACCAACUUCAACUACCACUACCAGUAACAACAACUUCGACUACCACUAGUGCACUACCAAUAACAAUUAAUUAUUUUAAACCCACUGCUGCCAGACCAAAAUUCACUGGUACACAAAUAUCAGUGCUACCACUAAUAUACUACCACUACAACUGGUAAAAGUGAGUGGUACCCUCCUAGUAAACAACCACUACUGCUAGUACCAGUGCUACCAUUCAAUUAAACUACCACUACCAUGCUACAAUUAAAAUUAGUACAAUUGCCACAACUACCACUAAAACUGCUACCAAUAGUGUUGCCUCUGUAGUGAUAGCAAUGCUACCAAUUCAAAGUACCACUCGAUUAUACAAAAACCAAAUCAAACAAGCCACACAAGAAAGAAAGGAUUGCAUGAUUAUACCUCGCCCGUGAUGGUUUGCACGACAGCAAGAAGGGACGACGGCGGUGACGGUUGUUGGGUUUUUUGGGAGACGAUGGAGGGGAAAAUGGUUUUAGGCAGACAAACACCAAGACUUUUCACUCAACACAAGACCGGGUGAGACGAUGGCAGGAAACACCGAGAAAAUUGAUCGGAGAUGGUGGAAGGGAAGGUUUUUGGGAGAAGACGGAGGAAAAGGGUUUGGGGGAGACGAAUCGUUCUGCGGGCAGGGUGGCUGAUUUCUCUCCCCCACCAAAUUCUUUCCCUUUUCAAACCCGGCUGAUGUCAGCAAUUAGUGGGCAGACGAAUCCAGUGUGGGCACCAUCUUUUUUGCCCUUGGCCAUCAUCAACCGUUAGAUGGUGAGGAAGGGGGAUGGACGGCUACUAAAGGGGAAGCGAAAUUGACAACCCCCAAGGGGGUUGUCGCGAUAUCUAGUCCCUAAAUUCUUUCCCUUUUCAAAAGCAAGAGGCCGAAUUCAGUGUGCCUCUUUCUUUUUUGCCCCUACUCACUAUCGACCAUCGGAUAGAGAGGAAGGGAGACGGACGGCUGGGAAGGGGGAAGCGAAACUGACAACCCCCAGGGGUUGUCAAGCUAUCCGAUCCCAUUAGUAUUUUAAAGUGUUAUAUCAUCGUUCUCGUACCAAAAACCAACAAAUAUUGAAUGUAAUCCCCCACCAUAUACACAAAAAUGUUGAAUUGCAUUACUGUAGUAAAUAAUGUCAAAUGUACCACUCCAUUUAAAAAAAACAAAUUGGUGUCUUUGUACUCCAUUUGCAUUAGCAUAUUUGUACAUCAUAUAUUGGAACUCCUUGAAAUCCAAAGAAAGUUAUUACACGCUACUAGUAUCAUGUUUCGCGAGUAUUCUUCUUCAUACAAUUUACACAUUGCUCGUCUUUCUCUUAUACAAAGUUUAGUACGGAUUCGUUUGGAUGGUGGAUUAUAGUGAUGAAUUUUUCACACUUCAUUUUCGUUUCAAUUGACAAAGAUUGAGUAAUUGUUGAAAUCAUGACGAACCCAACUGUGAAUAUGGCAAAAGAGGAGGCGGGGUUCUAGUUCUCAUUCUUGUUCAGCUGGUGACAAUUAUAACUCUGUCAAUGGCGGCAACUGUGGUGGGUUGGGACAUGGCGACGGUUGGAGUCUGCAAAAGGCCAUAUUCUCUAGGAGAAAAUACGAAGGUUGGACAUGACGGCGGAUGGAGUUUUGAUUUGAUCUAAGUAGAGCCGAUGACCUUAUUACUCCCUGCAUUAUGAAAUAAAUUAUGAAGCACAAAAGCAUCAUUAUAUAUACUAUAAUCAAUCCAUUGUGCAAAUAAACUUUGUCACACAUU